AUGCUGGAACCACAGGAGAAUGGCUUGAUGGACCUACCAGAUUAUGAGCAUAUAGAAGAUGAAACUUUCCCUCCUUUCCCACCUCCAGCUUCUCCAGAGAGAGAUGAUGAAGGAGCUGAACCUGAUGAUGAGUCAGGAAGAGGAGCACCUGUUCCUGUACCUCCAAGGAGAACAGUUAAAAGGAAUAUACCAAAGCUUGAUGCUCAGAGAUUGAUUUCAGAGAGAGGGCUUCCAGCAUUAAGACAUGUGUUUGAUAAGACAAAAUUUAAAGGUAAAGGUCAUGAGGCUGAAGACUUGAAGACACUAAUCAGACACAUGGAGCACUGGGCACAUAGGCUAUUCCCUAAACUGCAAUUUGAGGAUUUUAUUGACAGAGUUGAAUACCUGGGAAAUAAAAAGGAAGUUCAGACCUGUUUAAAACGAAUUCGACUUGAUCUCCCUAUUUUACAUGAAGAUUUUAUUAGCAAUAAUGAUGAAGUAGGGGAAAAUAAUGACCAUGAUGUAACUGCUACUGAAUUAGAUCCAUUUUUGACAAACUCAUCUGAAAAUGUGACGUUUACUUCUGAAUCAAGUAGAAGCCUAACUGAAGAGCAGCAACAAAGAAUUCAGAGAAAUAAACAGCUGGCCUUGGAAAGAAGACAGGCAAAGCUACUGAGUAAUAGUCAGUCCUUAGAAAAUGACUUGUUAAUAAACACGUCCAGGGCACAGACAGUUGGAGAUGUUAAUACGGGUGAGGAUCAAAACAAGAAGUCAGAUGAACUUAACGAAGACAUUCUAGAUAAUCCACAUAAUGAUGCUGUUGCCAAUACUGUAAAUGAAGAGGAGGAAUUAAAAAUAGAGAAAACAACUGGACCAAUCCUUUUAAAUGUAUAG
Pipistrellus nathusii (Nathusius's pipistrelle) is the source of this 873-nucleotide messenger RNA. NCBI's taxonomy places the organism in Eukaryota, Metazoa, Chordata, Mammalia, Chiroptera, Vespertilionidae. The record is from the annotation of a GenBank genome assembly.